AUGCAUAAAAGCAUCAAAAAUGCAAUUGAACAAGUGUAUCCUGGUGUAUAUCAUGGAGUUUGUCUUUAUCAUUUGAAGAAAAAUCUAAGGACUAAGUUUAGGGGAUUACAUGUGCAUGCCAUAUUUGAAACUGCUUCAAGAGCGUACUCAGCUCAAGAAUAUUAUUCUGCCAUGGCUGAAUUACAGAAAAUUAGCCCUGAAAUGACCACUUAUCUUUUGGAAGCAAAACCAGAAAAAUGGGCUCGGCCAUUCUUUCCAACGAAAAGGUAUAACAUUCUUACAAGUAACAUUGCCGAAUCUAUAAAUGCAGCAAUUGUGCAUGCGAGAGAAUUGCCUAUAACGUCGUUAAUAGAAGCUAUAAGAGAGAUGCUCCAAAGAUGGUUUUCAACAAGAAAAGAAGCAGCAAUCAACCAAUUUGUUGAGGUGACAAAAUGGGCAAAUGAUGAAAUGGAGAUCAAACUUGAUGUGGCAUUUCGAAUGAAGGUAGAUGCAAUUGAUGUAAUGAAAUCUAGUGUCACAUAUGGUGAUCGAGUGUUUGUUGUCGACUUGGAACAACAUAUAUGCACAUGUAAUGAAUUUCAACUAGAGGGAAUUCCAUGUGCACAUGCUAUUGCAACAAUUGAAAGCAAGUACUUGGACAAGUACAAAUUUUGCUCAAAUUGGUAUAAAAAAUCUGUUUUGAAAGAGACAUAUACAGGAUCAAUUAAUCCUCUUCCAGAUAAAGAUGAUUGGAGUGUCCCAGAUGAAAUUAUAGGAGAUAGCAUGAAAGCUCCAAAAUUCAAAGUAAAACAAGGACGUCCCAAGAAAAAAAGAAUUCCAUCAACAGGAGAAUUUCCCAACCAUGUUCGAACAGUCAAGUGUGGAAAUUGCGGAAUAUUGGGGCAUAAUAGAAAGAAUUGUAAAAGCCAACCAAUUCUAAAAGAAGGAUAA
Molecule: messenger RNA, 930 nt
Organism: Humulus lupulus (European hop)
Lineage: Eukaryota; Viridiplantae; Streptophyta; Magnoliopsida; Rosales; Cannabaceae
Exons: 2
Coding region: 1-930 (309 amino acids)
Molecular function (GO): zinc ion binding
Source: RefSeq, a predicted model, not a curated record